AUGGACGAACUGCCUGUACUGGACACCCUGGUGGCCAACACAGCCUACCUGAAGGCGCAGCAGAUAGAUUUAAAUGAGCUGAAAAAGCGGAGGCUCACGCUGACACUGCCCAAUCCAAAGAAGUCUUCUUCUCUGCAGGCCGCUGUAGGGAAGAAUUUCGAGUCACUGUGUGAGCAACAGCCUAUUGGAAGGAAAUUGUUCCAGCAGUUUCUCCUGUCCUCUAACCCGCAGUAUGUGGCUGCCACUGAGUUCCUUGAGGAGCUGAAUAACUGGAGCUUUGCUGAAGAUGAAAUCAGAGAGACUUCCAAACAAACAAUCCUCACUAAGUUCUGUCAACCUGAGUCCAGGAGUUUUCUCUCCUACCUUACAGGAGAGGAUGCUGAGAAAUGCAAGGAUUUAUCAGACAAGAACUUUGAUGACGUGACGAUGGGCCAGAUGAGAGAAGCCACAAGGAAUUUCCUGAAGGGAAAACCUUUCUCUGAGUACCUGAAAAGCCCCUUAUUUUAUAGGUUCUUGCAGUUUAAGGAGUAUGAGAAGCAGAAGAUUGAUGACAAAUACUUUUAUGAGUUUAGGACUUUGGGAAGAGGCGGCUUUGGUGAGGUAUGUGCGGUGCAGGUGAAACACACAGGCCAAAUGUAUGCCUGCAAGAAGCUGAACAAGGCUCGUCUGAAGAAGAAAGGUGGCGAGAGGCUGGCCCUCCUGGAGAAGCAGAUCCUGGAGAAGGUCAACAGCCUUUUCAUUGUGAACCUGGCUUACGCUUUCGCCAACAGAACCCACCUGUGCCUGGUCAUGGACCUCAUGAUCGGAGGAGACCUCAAAUUUCAUAUCUAUGAGCUUGGUGCGCGGGGUAUCCGUAUGGAGCGUGUUGUUUACUACGCGGCCCAGAUAACCACUGGCAUCCUCCACCUGCACUCCAUGGACAUUGUGUACCGGGAUAUGAAGCCUGAGAAUGUACUGCUGGAUGGAAAAGGACAGUGUCGACUAUCAGACCUCGGAUUGGCCGUGGAGAUGCCGAAGGGCAAAAUGAUUUGCCAAAAGGCUGGUACGACUGGCUACAUGGCUCCUGAAAUCCUGAAGCAGGAGUAUUACCGCACGUCUGUGGACUGGUGGGCGCUGGGCUGCAGCAUCUAUGAGAUGGUCGCUGCCCGUUUGCCCUUUAAAGACUUCAGAGAAAAGGUGCAGAAUGAGGAGGUUACUCGCCGUACUCUGGAGGACGACUGCAAGUUUGAACACAAUAGCUUUGAUGCUCCCACCAAAGACAUUAUCAGCCACUUUCUCAAGAGGAAGGUGGAGCUUCGGCUGGGGUGUCGUGGUGGUGACCCAAGAAGCCACGCUUUUUUCAAGAGUAUCAAUUUCUAUCGUCUGGAGGCGGGGCUGGCGGAGCCCCCCUGGGUGCCAAAGCCCAACGUGGUCUACGCCAAAGACAUGGACAAAUUCAUGCACACCUCCAAGGUCCAGGACGUUGCGCUUGAUGAUAAGGAUGAGAAGUUUUUCAGGGAGUUCAGCACAGGUGCCGUCUCUAUCCAGUGGCAGAAGGAGAUGAUUGACAGCGGAUUGUUUGACCAGCUGAACGACCCCAAACCGAAUGGACAUGCCUCUGAGACUGUGUGGAAAUCCAGCAUGUGCAUCAUACUUUAAACAUCUCAUCGCCUGACUAACAUGCAAAGAUGAGAUGAAACAACAAUGCUUCUGAAUAGUUAAGUGCCUGGCUAUAAUACCGCAGCUCAGGAACCAUAAGCCCUUAAAAUAUUUUUUAACAACAACUUUUUUUUACAAAAGAGGAAUCAUCUUAGAAGUUGGAUGGACAGAAACAUACACUGACAUUGAGCUGCAACUGUUUCUUUAUGCUUGCCCUCUAUUCCUGGUGAGACAGCACAUCCCACAGCAUUCAUAGUUUCCAUUACAUCACUCUGCCAUUUUGGCAGGCCUAAGUGUUUACAUGUGUUUGUAAACAAGCUACAUAAUGGUUAUAUGUCACUGAAUGGCAGCAGGAUCAUUACCAGUAUUUGCAGAAAUGUGCCACAUUUGUAAGGAAGACUGAAGUGUCACAGAAAGGCCAUGAAAGCCUCCUGCUAAGAUGAAUGGACAGUGUCAUGUGACCUCAGUGCUGCAGACUGAUGUGAAGUCGCUCAAUAGCACAAGUUCACCACUAAGUGCCGCCAGACACCCAUGAAGUGCAUUCAACCUCCCGCAGCGCUCCUCAUCAUCCCUGUUGUCCUGGCUGUGCUGCUCUGGUAUUUACAAGCACUGGAUGACUCGUUCGGCUUUAACAAGGGGAUGCUGGGAGACAAACUGUCGUAUACACAUAGUUUUUCCAUUUAAAAAAACAAAAAACAUCUUAAUAUAGAAUUUUUGGCAUUAAAAAGGCAAUGCCAACCCUUUUAUUACCCCCCCCCCCAAAUCCCCUUGUGUUUACAAGCUAUACACAACCUAAGUAAGAGAUGUUAACAACUUAUAACUUAGCAACAACAAACAACAUAGGUUGUUUUUUAAAAGCUACCGAUUUAGCCUUCACAGAUGGUUCGUUCUUGUAUCCAUACAGUGUGGAUUACUUUUCCUACUGCUCAGGUAGUGGGAGAUCAUCUGUGUCCAACUGUUCUUAAAAGUUUCAUUUCAGAUUUUUCAUCCCCAGAUGGAUGACAGUGACUACUUGUUUUACUUGAGAAGAUAAGGAGAUUCUUUUUUUCUUUAAUGUAUUUUUGCCUUUAUUAUAGCGAGCAGAGAGAGAGGAGAAAUAACAUGUGACAAAGGUGUCUUAUUUCUGACUUAACUCACUAAUUUUACCUGUGUUUUACAUUGUUUCAUGCCCCCAGGUCUUAAAAUGAAGAUGUAUUAUGUAACGUAAUGCAUUUCUUUUUAGUUUUACACAUAACUCACAUAUAGAGCUACAUUGUUUGUAUGUAACAGUGCCAAUGAUAUUUUGUAACAUUUAAAUGUCAUUUCAUACUCAUGAUGUUUUCUACUAUUUUCUGUGGGAUGUUUUGGCUUGUAACGUUUUAUAUUGUUGUUUGUGAUACUUCGCUACCAUGCAGUUGAAAUGUUUUUCACAACAGUGAUUUCUGGUCUUCUCUG
Messenger RNA from Seriola aureovittata, 3072 nucleotides. RefSeq names its product G protein-coupled receptor kinase 7b (gene grk7b). Gene Ontology annotation, molecular function: rhodopsin kinase activity; ATP binding. Lineage: Eukaryota; Metazoa; Chordata; Actinopteri; Carangiformes; Carangidae. Gene Ontology annotation, cellular component: cytoplasm. The record is from RefSeq and is a predicted model, not a curated record. Gene Ontology annotation, biological process: signal transduction; regulation of signal transduction; protein phosphorylation. The transcript is spliced from 4 exons. Bases 1 to 1638 code for a protein of 545 amino acids.